Messenger RNA from Fundulus heteroclitus (mummichog), 1127 nucleotides. It is a transcript of the gene pex11g, whose product is annotated as peroxisomal biogenesis factor 11 gamma. The transcript has 5 exons. Bases 161 to 898 code for a protein of 245 amino acids. Gene Ontology annotation, biological process: peroxisome fission. NCBI's taxonomy places the organism in Eukaryota, Metazoa, Chordata, Actinopteri, Cyprinodontiformes, Fundulidae. Gene Ontology annotation, cellular component: peroxisomal membrane. The record is from RefSeq and is a predicted model, not a curated record.
CUGACGGAAGUAGUUCCUGUUUCAAAGUCCAGCUGAACGUUCAGUCAGGGUGCAGAGGCUGUCCUACUAAAGUGUGCAUCAGAAGCUACAAUGUUGAAGAGAAGCUAAAAGUAUUAGUGCAUUAAUCUGAGCGUGUUUGUGGCGGUGUGCGUGAUCGGACAUGCAGCAGUCUGUGGAGUCUCUGGUCCGACUGCUGGAGUCAUACAGAGGAAGAGACAAAGUUAUCAGGACGGUCUGUUAUGGCUCUCAGCUGGUCGGAGGAGUUCUUACCCAGAAAGCAGAAGCAGAUGUGUCUUCAAAGCGACUUGGGAAAAGUUUGCUGCUGUUCUCUGCUCAGCUCAGCCACUGCAGGACCGUGUUGAGGCUGUUUGAUGAUCUCUCAAUGCUGGCGUACUCCCAAAGCUAUGGCCUCGGUGCUUCGGAGGAAGAUGCAGGCGUUCGCUGGAUAUCGGUGCUGACAAACGUGGCUGACCAACUCUACUAUCCAUGUGAACAUAUCGCCUGGGCCGCAGAUGCUGAGCUCGUCAAAGUGAAGUCUGAUAAGUGGUGGCUGCUCAGCACGGUGCUGUGGGGGGCCUCGCUGUUCCUGGGCAUCCUCAGGUCCCUUCGUGUUCUGCUGUUGUUGAGGAGGAAGCUGAAGAAACACGACUGGGAUGGAGGAGGCAACAGACGGUCUCACCUCCGCAGGCAGAUACGAGGGGAGCUGCUCUCCAUCCUCAGCAGCAUGGCGGACCUCGGUAACGCCAUUCACUGGAUGCCACCAGGCUUCCUUUGGGCGGGACGGUUCCCCAGCUGGCUGGUGGGCUUGCUGGGCACCACCUCCUCUCUGAUUGGUUUGAUUCAGAUGACGACCAGCAGCAGUGAGCUGUCAGACAGUGCAGGGCCGUCUUCAGAAUAAUGAGGAGCUGUUAAUUGAAUGAAUUGUGAGAGGUGGUGGACAAGAAGUCCUUGUAGGUCUUUGAUUUGAUCAGAUCAUCUAUUUAGAGUAAUUUCUAUCUGGACUUCUCAUGGACUGCUUCCUAUAAGUCUAUCUAUUUAAAAUAUUUUUUGAAAUCAUGAGAUUAGUCUUUGUUUAAAUACAUUUUGAAAUGUCAGUUGUAUGAAAGUAGCAUUUAAAAAAAUUAUUG